GGGCGGGCGCGGGGCCGCGAUGUCGCCGCCGGGCCAGGCGCGUCCGGGGGAGGCUGGAUCUGUCCUGCGCUCGGUCAACACGCGGGAGCUCUCCGAGGUCGUCUUCAACAACCACAGUCCCCGCUACGUGCUGCCCGUCUGGCUGGACUUCGAGGGCCGGCCGCGCUGCUACCCGGUCCUGCAGCCACGCAGCGGGCGCGUCAUGCGCAGCUACCGGGGGCACCUCUGGCUGUUCCGGGAUGCAGGGACCAAUGACGGGCUGCUCGUCAACCAGCAGGAGCUGUUUGUGGCGGCCCCCAAUGUGACCAAAGCUGACAUCACACUGCCAGUGUUCACCCUGAAGGAGAGAUGUCUGCAGGUUGUGCGCAGUCUGGUCAGCCCAAUGAACUACAGGAAACUGGACAUUGUUCAGUCAUUAUAUGAAGAGCUGGAGGAUCAUCCUGAUAUUUGGAAGGAUCUUCAGCGGCUUUCUCUGCAGAGGAAUGAAGGAUUGAGGAGCAAAAUUGUGGAACAACAUGGUUACUCACUUCAGACUCCUCAGUAGCAAACCACUGAGUCUGAGCAGCGAGAGUUGCCAGGAGACACACCAGGAACUGAUGGCUUCAUUUAAAGUUUUGAAACAUAAACUCAGUAACUUUGGUGAUAGUCAAAUCCCAAACACUGAACAGCACCUGGAGGCAUGCCAGUUCUGAUGGUUCAGUUAAUUUCAGUAUUGCAAACUGUAGGAUAACAUCAGGGCAGCUAAAUGGAAAAUAUUAAUACAAAGAAACUUUCAUUGUAUUAGAAAGCAAAUUACACCAAGGAUUAAUUUAGCCCAGACUGAUGGUUCUAAGUGUCAUCGGUUUUGUUUGAGUAAUUUGUUUUGAUGGAAUUUCCCUUUCACAUGUGGGUCACAGAGCAUGGGGGGUUUGUACGUGAGGGUUUGCAGCAGUGCCUGAGGGUCUGACAAACACGACACUGGUGGAAAGAUGAUGUGUAACUGCUUGGAGGUUAUUCUGCCUCCUCCCUUCCCACGUACAAAGCCAUAUCCUAUCCACUUUAGGUCUGACAUGUUUUUAUUGUCAUCGUACCUCAAAUGCCUUAUUUGCCUUUUUCAUAGGAUUCUUGCCUGGCAGAUCUCAGCCACACAGACCAGAUCCUAGUUUUGGGACACCCUUGUCCCCUACAGCUGAGUCCCCAGCAGGCUGUACAGGAUUCACAGGAGGUAGAUGCUUUAAGUUCUGUCUUUUCCCCUCGCAGUGCUGUAGUCCAGGUCAUAGUAGGAGGCCUUUUCAGGGAGCAGGCAGCUCUUGAGCUGCCUGUGUCUUCUCAGGACCAAUGGGAGCUGUACUGGCUCACGCAGCCAGUUCACAAACAGGGCCAUGCUAGUGGCAGGCUA
Pseudopodoces humilis (Tibetan ground-tit) is the source of this 1378-nucleotide messenger RNA. RefSeq names its product von Hippel-Lindau disease tumor suppressor. The record is from RefSeq and is a predicted model, not a curated record. NCBI's taxonomy places the organism in Eukaryota, Metazoa, Chordata, Aves, Passeriformes, Paridae.